AAUGUAAACAGCAGGCAGGGGCCUGAUUCACCGGCCGCUGGGGCCAGGGUUGGGGGCUGGGGGUGCCCACUGGGCUUGGCUCGUGGGUUUGGGGGGGCAGUGGUGCAGGAGCCUGGCUCGUGGCUGCCGGCCGGCCAGUGGAGGCCCUCGGGCGGGGGAGGUGGCAGCUGGUGGCCCGGCCGCGUGGCCCUCGGCGGAGCCAUGGUGGCCAAGCUGAGCCAGCUGCAGACCGAGCUCCUGGCCGCGCUGCUCGAGUCGGGCCUGAGCAAGGAGGCGCUGAUCCAGGCCCUGGGGGAGCCGGGGCCCUACCUGCUGCCCGGAGAGGGUCCCCUGGACAAGGGGGAGGCCUGCGGCGCCGGUCGAGGGGAGCUGGCUGAGCUGCCCAACGGGCUGGGGGAGACGCGGGGCUCCGAGGACGACACGGACGACGACGGGGACGACUUCACGCCGCCCAUCCUCAAAGAGCUGGAGAACCUCAGCCCCGAGGAGGCGGCCCACCAGAAGGCCGUGGUGGAGACCCUUCUGCAGGAGGACCCAUGGCGCGUGGCGAAGAUGGUCAAGUCCUACCUGCAGCAGCACAAUAUCCCGCAGCGGGAGGUGGUGGACACCACGGGCCUCAACCAGUCCCACCUGUCCCAGCACCUCAACAAGGGCACCCCCAUGAAGACGCAGAAGCGCGCGGCCCUGUACACCUGGUACGUCCGCAAGCAGCGAGAGGUGGCGCAGCAGUUCACCCAUGCAGGGCAGGGUGGGCUGAUUGAGGAGCCCACAGGUGACGAGCUGCCAACCAAGAAGGGGCGGAGGAACCGUUUCAAGUGGGGCCCAGCAUCCCAGCAGAUCCUGUUCCAGGCCUAUGAGAGGCAGAAGAACCCCAGCAAGGAGGAGCGAGAGACCUUGGUGGAGGAGUGCAACAGGGCGGAGUGCAUCCAGAGGGGAGUGUCACCGUCGCAGGCACAGGGGCUGGGUUCCAACCUUGUCACGGAGGUGCGUGUGUACAAUUGGUUUGCCAAUCGGCGCAAAGAAGAAGCCUUUCGGCACAAGCUGGCCAUGGACACGUACAGCGGGCCCCCAUCGGGGCCAGGCCCAGGACCCGCGCUGCCUGCCCAUAGCUCCCCUGGCCUACCCCCACCCGCCCUCUCCCCCAGUAAGGUCCACGGCGUGCGCUAUGGACAGCCUGCAACCAGUGAGGCAGCAGAGGUGCCCUCGAGCAGCGGUGGUUCCCUAGUGACAGUGUCCACCCCUUUGCACCAAGUGUCCCCCACAGGCCUGGAGCCCAGCCACAGCCUGCUGAGCACUGAAGCCAAGCUGGUCUCAGCCACUGGGGGCCCCCUGCCCCCUGUCAGCACGCUGACAGCGCUGCACAGCUUGGAGCAGACGUCGCCGGGCCUCAACCAGCAGCCCCAGAACCUCAUCAUGGCCUCGCUCCCUGGGGUCAUGACCAUCGGGCCUGGUGAGCCUGCCUCCCUGGGCUCCACGUUCACCAACACAGGCGCCUCCACCCUGGUCAUUGGCCUGGCCUCCACUCAGGCACAGAGCGUGCCGGUCAUCAACAGCAUGGGCAGCAGCCUGACCACCCUGCAGCCGGUCCAGUUCUCGCAGCCGCUGCACCCUUCCUACCAGCAGCCUCUCAUGUCACCCGUGCAGAGCCACGUGGCCCAGAGUCCCUUCAUGGCCACCAUGGCCCAACUGCAGGGUCCUCACGCUCUCUACAGCCACAAGCCCGAGGUGGCCCAGUACACCCACACAGGCCUGCUUCCGCAGACCAUGCUCAUCACCGACACCACCAACCUGAGUGCCCUCGCCAGCCUCACGCCCACCAAGCAGGGGACUGCUCUGGGCCCCCAGGUCUUCGCCCCGGACACUGAUGCCUCCAGUGAGUCUGGGCUUCACGCGCCAGCCUCUCCAGCCACCACCAUCCACAUCCCCAGCCAGGACCCUGCCAGCAUCCAGCACCUGCAGCCUGCCCACAGGCUCAGUGCCAGCCCCACAGUGUCCGCCAGCAGCCUGGUGCUGUAUCAGAGCUCUGACUCCACCAACGGCCACGGCCACCUGCUGCCAUCCAACCACGGCGUCAUUGAGACCUUCAUCUCCACACAGAUGGCCUCCUCUUCCCAGUGACCGCGGCAACUUCCUACCAGGGGCUGGGCCCUGGAGCCUGCACUGCCUGCCUGGGGGGUGACAGGCGGCAGUCACCACCACCGGGAGCACUUCUGAGCCUGCCACAGGGCUGCUGUCUCCCCUCAGUCCCCACCUCUCCCUCUGCCAGCAUUGGAAAGGUACGGUUCUGAGGAGCCUCAACCCGAGGAGAUUGUCACUUGCCUAAGAGGGGACUGUGGAGAGUGGGAAGCAGAGCUUGUUCCCGGCGGGACCCUCUGUCUGCUGAAGUCGAAACUUGUUACUUGGAAGAGAAAGGGGCAGCCUUGGGCUCCUGUGCCUCCAACGCGGGCCUGUGGACAGCCCUGGGACUCAUGGGGCUCUGGCAGCCACCUUCUCAAGGCACAAGCCUGGGAGCUGUGACUCACUGAGCUCUGCAAGUCCCUGAGUCAGCCCUAGGUCAACGCAGCUGCAUCGUCACCUCUGCCUCCACAGGCCACUCGGCCCUGCUGCAGGUCCUCCCAGGGUGUGAGACGUGUGCCCAUUUGUACCCUUGCACCAGGCAUGUCGCAAGGGGUUGCUUUCUCCCAGGCCUGGGGCUCAGCGCCCAAGCCCUAGGCAGCUCAGGCGAACCGGGAGGUCACGCAGGGCUCUCCUGCCGCCCUCACCCCAGCCACCUCCUCUCCACGGCCCCAGGACUUCUCAUUUUCCUGGACAUUUGCUCCUGAUCCUCAAGCCUUCUGAAGCAGGCCUGGCAUCUUGCCACUACCAGAAAGACCACUUUGGGGCUAAGGGGCCAUCCUUGCUCCUGUGACCAGUUGUGUCAAGCCCAGGUCCCAGGGCAGCAGCUCCUCUGGCCUUGGGGCGCCUGCAGGCCCUUCCCUGGUUGGAGACGGGAGGUUACUGAGCUCCAAAGGCAGCAAGGCCUGAGCACCAGGCAGAGCUGGGGUGACCGAGGGAGAAGAGAGUGGCAAGAUCAGCAAAGGGACCACCUGUGUGGUCGCACUGAUGUUUGGAGCCCUGCUGGCUGAGGACUGGGGCCUAGGCAGUUGGCAACCACCCUGAGGAGUCUGAGGUCUUGAGUGUCAUUGGGAAGGGCAAAGCAGCUGUGAGAACCUUGUCUCCUGGGCCUGCGGUGGAGAACCCAGGCCUCAGUGGGCAGCCUCUACCUGGGAUUGAGCAAGGGUUCUGGGGAGACCCAGCACCUCUGUGGCUCAUAGCCAGCUGGGGGGGAGGGACUGUACAUUUAUUUAACUUUUAGUAAAAUCUCUAAGAAAUGUAUGGAAACUCGUUGCUUGUUAAUGAGUCUCCCAGCUGGGGGCUGGUCAAA
This is a messenger RNA of Marmota flaviventris (yellow-bellied marmot), 3424 nucleotides long. RefSeq names its product HNF1 homeobox A (gene Hnf1a). NCBI's taxonomy places the organism in Eukaryota, Metazoa, Chordata, Mammalia, Rodentia, Sciuridae. Gene Ontology annotation, biological process: insulin secretion; positive regulation of DNA-templated transcription; pancreas development. The record is from RefSeq and is a predicted model, not a curated record. Gene Ontology annotation, molecular function: RNA polymerase II cis-regulatory region sequence-specific DNA binding; DNA-binding transcription factor activity, RNA polymerase II-specific. Gene Ontology annotation, cellular component: nucleus.